Molecule: messenger RNA, 1503 nt
Organism: Armigeres subalbatus
Lineage: Eukaryota; Metazoa; Arthropoda; Insecta; Diptera; Culicidae
Exons: 2
Coding region: 580-1503 (307 amino acids)
Source: RefSeq, a predicted model, not a curated record
AAGAAGGAGAAUUUUCUCAACGUGCAUAUAGAUUCUGACGAGCAAGUCAAAACGACAAACCAGCAGGAAUUAACAAGAGUUUGUAGUAUUUACAAAGGAAACUGUUUUUCGGUCGAAAAGUGUAAACGAUUCUCGGAACUCAGUUAUGACUCUAGGUGGGCUACGAUUAAGGAGCUAAAACUCUGCUGGAAAUGUCUUCGUCGGCAUAACGGUUCCUGCAAUCGGCGAAAGGUAUGCGGUAUUGACGAAUGUACCUACAUUCAUCAUCCGUUACUCCAUGGUGUAGAGUUUGGUAUAUAAGUUAUGGGUACACCCCUGAUUAUGAGAGGAAGUAAAUGGUAGAAGGGAGAUGAUAUUUGAAACAAGAGAGAGGGAGAGAAGGCUUUAGGUAUGAAUACUGGAGAAGGCAUCAAUUGAGGGAGAAGUGUUCUAACCAUUAUUGUGUAAAGACGUGGAAAUAAAGUGCAGUGCUAAACAAGCGAAAUAUUUGGUGUUUAAUUUUAAACGUGAUCCGAAGAACCUGGAACAUUACUCUGUCCGCAAGUGUACAAAUUGGCGCAGCCGGUAGCAUCUAAAAAGAUGAGCACAAUGGAUAAAAUGAUGUGGCCACUUGAACCUUUCAACGACGCAGUCGAUGCACAAAACUUGCAAAAGGAGUGGGAAGAAUGGUUCAGGGCCUUUGGCCUUUUGUUGGAAUUAAGAAAUGUUGAAACGCAACAUGAGAAAUUGGUUUUACUCCUUACUCUGGGUGGUCGAGGUUUGCAACGCAUCUUUUAUAAUCUUGCAGCGGUCCCGGGUGAAAUCUACCCUGAACCGGUAAAGGUUCCGUAUCAUCCGGUGGAGAUUCCGGAGUACGACAAUGCAAUCAAACGUCUAAAUAAAUUCUUUGUUGGUAAACGAAACGAUCGGGUUGAACUUGAGUUGUUCCGAUCGAUAAAACAAUCCAUUGAUGAGUCAUUCAAUCAAUUUGUUUUGAAACUUCGUGUCCAAGCAGCGCGUUGUGAUUUCAAAGAUCGAGAAGAGAAAGAAAUCUUGCAACAAAUAACCAUGGGUGCUCGCGAUGAGAAGGUCCGGGACAAAGGGUUAGAAAAUGUGAUGGACUUGAACGACUUAACCAACUACGCGAUUAACCGAGAGGUGCUUGUGAAGCAAAAGGAGAAAAGCAGAGCGUUCAGAGAAGAUGAGGCAAGAAGCGCUGUUGCAGCAAUCAAGCCGGAGUGGAACGGUGGAUCGAAGGGUAUUGGAAUGAUUCGUCGGCCAGCGAAGUUCGAGUUUCGUCGCAGUAUUCCAGAAAGAGAUUCAUCGCGCAGCUCAAGUCGACGAUUUGUUGCAAAAUGUAAUCGUUGUGGAUCGUUCAAGCCUGGCGAUGAAGCGCGUGACAGCUCGGCAAGAAUAAUGCUCGAUGCAACCGGCGGUGUACGAAAGUUGGCCACUAUGCAAGAAUUCCAACGCACCACACCCGCCACCGCCGAGAACACGUUACGUUUGGAUACGUUCAGAUGA